Molecule: messenger RNA, 1140 nt
Organism: Zalophus californianus (California sea lion)
Lineage: Eukaryota; Metazoa; Chordata; Mammalia; Carnivora; Otariidae
Gene: FSBP
Product: fibrinogen silencer binding protein
Exons: 2
Coding region: 74-973 (299 amino acids)
Source: RefSeq, a predicted model, not a curated record
GAAAAGAGCUGAGCAGAGCUGAAGGCUGCUGCAUGGUGGUUUCAGAAACUGCCUACUUAAUUUGAAAAGAACAAUGGUAGGAAAGGCUAGAUCUUCCAAUUUUACCUUAUCUGAAAAGCUUGAUUUGCUAAAGCUUGUGAAGCCAUAUGUUAAAAUUCUCGAAGAACACACUAAUAAACAUUCAGUAAUAGUGGAAAAGAAUAGAUGUUGGGAUAUCAUAGCAGUAAACUAUAAUGCAAUUGGAGUAGAUCGCCCUCCUCGAACAGCCCAGGGCCUACGCACCCUUUACAAAAGGCUCAAAGAAUAUGCCAAACAGGAGCUAUUGCAGCAAAAAGAGACCCAAUCAGAUUUUAAAGGCAAUAUUUCUGAGCCAACCAAGAAAGUUAUGGAGAUGAUUCCCCAGAUUUCCAGUUUUUGCCUGGUAAGAGACAGGAACCACAUACAAAGUGCAAACUUGGAUGAGGAAGCACAGGCUGGUACGAGUUCACUACAGGUAAUGUUGGAUCACCAUCCAGUUGCUAUUACAGUAGAGGUGAAGCAAGAAGAAGACAUAAAGCCCCCUCCUCCACUGGUUUUAAAUUCUCAACAGAGUGAUAUUUUAGAACAAAGAGAAGACCAUGAAUUAGUACAUGUUAUGGAAAGAUCUUUGUCGCCGUCACUUUCCUCUGUUGAUAUGAGAAUGACAUCGUCUCCAUCUUCUAUCCCAAGGAGAGAUGAUUUUUUUCGGCAUGAGCAUGGAGAACACUUUAGGUCACAAUUAGGGUAUGAUCCUCAGAUUCUGCAAAUGUUGAAAGAGGAGCAUCAGAUAAUUUUAGAAAAUCAAAAAAAUUUUGGAUUGUAUGUUCAGGAGAAGAGGGAUGGAUUGAAAAGAAGGCAGCAGCUAGAGGAAGAGCUGCUAAGAGCAAAAAUUGAAGUGGAGAAACUGAAAGCAGUUCGCUUACGGCAUGAUCUGCCUGAAUAUAAUAGUCUCUAAUUUUUUUUUUCAGUCUUGCAAUUUGAUAAUUUUAAUUUUGGCCAAAUUACUUUCAUUUGAGAAUAUCCUGAAAGAGAAUACAUACUCUUAAAAGUGUUGUUCAUCUCAAUUGUGAAAAAAUCUUUUUUGACAUGAUUUUCUAGUUAUUUAAUUUUCUUUUGAGAUAU